This is a messenger RNA of Cinara cedri, 13585 nucleotides long. The record is from the annotation of a GenBank genome assembly. Lineage: Eukaryota; Metazoa; Arthropoda; Insecta; Hemiptera; Aphididae.
AUGGGACGAUCGUCCAUCCCGUGCCACUCGCUGGCCGACCGGUGCGGACGGUGCAUCGCGGCACUGUUGGUCCUGAUGCAGUUGACCGACCUCGCAGCUUGCGGCCAGACCUACUUCCGAAGAUCGGAAGUCGACCUAAUGCAAAUCAAGCAUAACAUCAUCAACGGUCUCAAUCUCGACAAAUUACCUGACAUGGCUCAGGUAAGGAAACAAAUGUUAAUUUAAUAUUAAUAGCAUAUAGGUAGAAUUUAAAAACGGUUUGUUUGUGCGUGCGUGUGGGAGGGGAAGGGUGUGUAGGUAAAUGCAUAAUAAUCCUUAUAGUGUUGUCGUAUACUUUAAGGACGAAAUCAUAAGCAGUAAGAAUAUGAUGUUGGAGUAUAUUAUGUGUCAGUAUAUUAUUAUAUUAAUUAUUCCGUUAUAAGUUAUUCAAACGAAUAAUAACAGUUGUACAACCAGAAUAUUAUUAUGCUAUAGAUGUCACAUAAAUCUGUAUUCUUUGAAACUUAGUAAAAUUUCACAACAGGUAUUCAAGUGUUUUUUUUUUUUUAAUAAUAAUUUUGAAAAUAUUUUUAUUUUUGUUUACGUUAUUAUUUUCGAUGAAUAAAUUUCAAAUGAUUGUUAUAGGACUCAAGAAAUUAUAUUUAGUAAAAGUUAUUAUAAUUAUAAGCACAUUGAUUUUUAUCAUUAUAAAAAUACACGCGUAAAAAGAUUCCAAAAUCACCGAAUCCGCCAUAAAUCAAAAUUGUCCAUUCAAAAAAAAAAAAACAAUACCCGGUAUAUUUUCUCGGGGUUGAUAAUAAAUUUAAUGCAUAUGAAACUUUUUAUACGAUACACUUAUAAAACGUAAAGUUAAUACGGAAGUUAUUGUCACCAAGUGUACAUACGUAUAUACGGCACAACGUUGUUUUUGCUACCGUUUAACGAAAAAUGUAUUAGUAAAUAAUCGCAAAAAUAUUGUGCCUUCCCGCACGCGUUGUGCCGUAAUAAUGUUCAAAAAAACGUAUUUUAACCGGAACCUGUUAUAAGUAACCGGUACCUAUGUAUAUUACGAACAUUAUAAUAUUUUAGAACGUCUGUCCGCAUAUUGUGUGUGGACACAUAAAACAAUCGUAAUCAUCAUAUUAUUAUUUGAUUCAGUAUAAUUAGGAUAUUUUUUUUUAUAAACGGUUUAAAACCAUAUCCACAGAGUUUACGUCGUUACCUGCAUUACCGCGAUUGUUCUGAUUUCCACAUUUUAUGUCCGGUCAUCCGGCGGGGAAAAAAUUUCUUACAUUUCAAUAUGUCUGUAUGAUUUUUUUUUUUUUUGUCGUAGACGGGAUUUUUGCAUAAUAUAAAUUUCGAAUACCGGGCCAAAAAUGUCCGAUCUGCCCUUGAAUACGAUAAUGUUAUAUAAAAUACGGACUACGAGUGUGUCAAUGAUGCUCACGGCGUAAUAGUUUUGUAUGUUGUACGAAUUCAUAGAGGUAUUAGAGCACGCGGAUUUAUAUGAUGUCGAGACGUAUUUGUCAAUAAUCGUAGUUCUUACGGAUAAUGGACAUCGAACGCAAACCGAUUCCGAAGUCAUUUAAACUUUUUUUUGGUCGUAUUUAUUGACCGCGAUUCAAGUGCGUGGAUUCAACGUCUAUUAAUUACUUGAUAUUAUUUACCAUAGGCGGCGCAACCAAAAUGUAAGUGUGCGUUGCACUAUUGUAAAUCGGAUUUAACGUAAAAAAACACAUACACACAGAUUUUUGUCCACAUUGAAUUACUUUAUGUACUUAGACUUUGUUUUACCGUCCAAAUAUUUUUGAUAUUAUUAUACACGAAACAUAUAAAGCCAUAGUAUAAAACAUAAUACAAGUACUUUUUUUUUUGAUAACGAGGGUAGCACUGGCCAUACAACCCAUAACAAUAUUUAACAAAUAAUUUUAUUAUUAUUUUUGCAUAGGUAUGGCAUAUCUUUCAGAUAAUUUAAAUAAAAAUUCAGAAAAUAAAAGUAAAUAACGGAUAAAAAAACGGACGGACAUACUUCCGCACUUCGGGUGGGCCACUGUUGUAGGUGAAAUUUUGGGAGGUAGAAUAUAAAGGGAAAUAAGUUUUAUAUCUGUACAGUGAACACAACGAUUAAUAAUUGUUAAAGAAAAAUAUUUCUGAGCAAAGCAGCUCAGCCAAUCGUAUUGCUUUUUCAGUAAUGUGCGUUUUCACGACAACAAAGAUUGUUUAAAAAUGAUUAAAAUGUUAAAAAAAAUCUUAAUUAAAAAAUUAAUAAUAAUGAACAAUAAAUAAAAACAGUUGCCAAUGACAAUUCUAUUUUUAAUCUUUUAAUCUUUUUUAACAUAAAUAAUUAGUUUUCCUCAUUAUCUCGAAUAUUAAUGAGAAUUUCAAAAAAUGACCUUUUCAAAGUUCCAACCAGAGCCAAAAGCAUCAAAAAAGGUUUUUGUCAUUAAAGCAAAAUUUCUGAGAGAAAUUAUUGAUACAGUAUAAAACAAAAAAUAAACAUCAUUAUAAAAUCAAUACAUUCCUCGCUUCACUCAGAAUCUAAAAAUAAUGUUAAUAAAAUGAAUUGAUUAAUAACACAAUUACAUAGAUAAAUAGAUAAGUCAAAAAUUAGUAAAUAAUUAAUACAAGAUAAUGGCCAGGAUAAUUAAAUUAAAUUUUAAGUAUUUUUUAUAAUGGAGACAAAUUCACUAAAUCUUAGACUGUAAAUGCAAUUUUUAAUUUUUCAUCCAGAUGAUCGCUUCUGGUUCUGCUUUAUGAAGUUCUUCAAUGUCUCUUUCAAAUUUUAUUUUAGGGUAAACUAUAGUUUGUACAUCGAGGGCAAUGAUAAAUCAUUAUAUGAUCAAGAAAACUGUUUUAACCGGACCAGAAAUCAACAAAAAUAAAACAAAAAUAUUUUCGUCAGUUUUUUUUUAUUUUUCAGAAAACUACACUCAACGUCCGAAAUUAUUUUGUUUACGUAUAUUGACUUUAAUUUUUUGAAAUGAAAUGCAAUUUUUUCUCUGGUCAUUGAAUAUGUCAAAUUUACAUACCAGUUUGCACACUUGGCAAUUUAGCUAUAUAAUAUUAUUCGUAGGUAGAGUAUACGAGAGCAAUAACAAUAAUAUAAAUAAUAAAACGAAAGUACCUAUACAUAAUAUUAUCAUUAUGUAUUAUUCAUUUAUCGUGAAAAAAAAAGUAUAUACAUUUAUAAAUUAUAUCACAUACAUGAGUGAGGAGGAAGCGAGGGGGGCGUAUAGUUUAAAACAACGAUGAUGGGCGCGAAACCGUAAAUCGUUUCAACUCGAUAAUUAAAUCGUUAAAACGAUAAUUUUAUAAUAAUAUUUUAUCUUUUGACAGUGCGCGUUAUAUAAUAUUAUACGUAUAUAUGUAUUAGGUACAUCGGGAAAAAAGUAUUUUAUUCUUUUUUAAUUCAAAUGAUACGCGGAGUGGUGGCUUUUUGAUUUAAAAUGUCAUAUUCGUUCAUAAAAACGGUCAUAUUCCUUCACUUUAAAAGAGUAUCGGCCAAUAGAUUAUUGAAGUCUUACCAUUAUGUAGGUCAAUAUCCAAAAAAAGUUUAUUUCGAAUUUUACAAAAUUGGUGAACAUUUUGAAAAGUGACACUUUUGCUCAAAUACAUGUUUUAUAGGAUUGACUCUCCUGUCUCGUAUAGAGUGAUCAGUUUUCGAUCAUUUUAUUAUUUCGUUGGAAAUAUGAAGAACUCUUACAGGACGUAUUGAACUUGGAUUUUUAAUAUUAUAAGUUCAAACGCUAUAAUUAGAGAAAUUGAAUAUUACCAAUUUUUACUAUUUAAGGUUCCUUAACUGGAACGUAUUUAGGGGGGAGGUCCAGAGAGCAUUGGCCCUGAGCGUCACAUUUCAUUUCAAGAGGGCAUCAAAAUCUUUUAAUGGUGAAAUAGAAGUUGCUUUUUAUUGUAAAUAUAAACCCCAUUCCACGUUUACGCUUGUUCAUAAGGCCAUAAAAUAAUGCGCUUUAGAGCCCAAAGUUUACACUGUACAAAAUAUAAAAUGUACAGCUCUAAAUCCCAGUGUGUUGUAAAUAAAUGUGUUCUUAUAAAAGGGCGCUAAAAAUGCGUCUCUACCCCUGAAUACAAAUAUAAAAACCAAAUUUUUCGUUAAGACUUUUUGAUUACCAAUGUUAACAAUUAUUUGUUGUUAGCAAAUAUUGUUAAUAACUUGUAAACAAAAACAACGAACAGAACGUUUAAGGUGUAUAUACCUACAUUUGUUCUCGAGAAAAAUAUACCCAAACCUAAUACAAAUAAUUUUAUUAUUACCAUGAGUUUUCACCUAUAAAAUCGAAUAGGUAAUUCGUAUGCGUCGGAGCGCGCGGGAAUCGUAAAAAACCGUGUGUCCCGGCUUUCUCGGGUUGUAAAAGAACAUUAUAAUGACUACAACUGAAAUAUUGUAAACAGGUAAACGUAUACUCAUAUACGUAUAUUGCGCCCGUCCAUUAAGAAGGAAUUCUCUGGAUAUAAUAUGUAUUAUUAAAAAUAUAUAAAUCAUUGAAAUUUUAAGGCACAGGUACAUGUGAAUUCCGUUUUCUUAUCGGCGAGAUUAAUUAUAUUGUAUAUAUUCUGGUAGUACGUAUGUAUAAUAUACUAAACGCUUAAAUAAUAAAUAUAACGCGCGUUUAGGCAUAUUAUAUUAACGUUAAAAACCAAUUAGUACCCAAUAAAAUAAAAUACUCGAUAUAAAAAUAUGCCUAGUUUACAUAAUACAUAGUAUAUACAUAAUAAAUUAGGUAUAAAAAAAAAUUCUAAAAAACCAUUUUUUUUUCCGUGCUCCGUAUUUUAUAGUAAAAUAUAACAUUACUAAUAGUCCAUUAUACAUAUAUAUAAAAAAAAAAAAAAAUCGUUUCACAAUAAUACUUUAAUACUAUUAUUAUUAUUGAUGUACGAGUAGUAUAUACCUACUCGUAAAGGUUAUACGCUUAAAUUAUCGGUUUCUUUCUCUCUCUCUCUCUCUCUCUCUUUCUAUAUAUAUAUAUAUAUAUAAAAGAAUAAGAAGAUAUAUAUAUAAACGCUAUGUGUUCCCCAACCUUUCUUAUUCACUCGUAGAUUUUCAAAAUUCCCACUUUGUAUCACCCUUUAUGUUUUUUUUUAAAUUAAAAAUACAUGCAAUGUGUAAUGUAUACAUAUAUUCCGAUAUUUUGUUUAGCGUAUAAGGCAUAUAUAAGUACUUGGUCAUUUUUUAGUACACAGACCUCCUAACCCUAAUUAUUAUUAUUUACACGCUAAAUAAUAAACGGACUCAAUGUAAAGUGCUCGCUCCUUAAACCAUCAACAUUGUGUUAUUAUAUUUUCAAUAUUUUUUUAUACCUAUAACUGAGAGUAUAAUAGUAACGUUAUUCACCGUUCGGUAGUAAUUAUACAUUUCGGUAGAAUGCAGCAGUGGUUCUCAACCUAUUUGCAGUCGCGGAACACCAGGUGACUCAUUAAUUAACACUUCGGGACCAUUUAAGGUUUUGGUUCAAAAACUCAAAAGCUGUAGCUUUUUUUUAAAUUUCCGACUGUAGAUUUAUGUAAUAAAUUUAAUGAAAUAUUUCCAAAUUUUCUUACACGGUUUAAACAAUACACUAAAAAUAUAAUUUUUUUAAUUCAAUAUAUGAACCAGCACCUUUUAUAUCGCGAAUGUGUCCCUUAUUCAUGACAGUACAUAUACAAAUUUGCGGCAGAACACAAUCUGUACACAAGAAAAAGCGUUUCGAUUAUUCGUAAAUUCAUACAAUAUACCUAUACGCAGUGGUGUAACAAACGUGAUCUUUGAGAAGCGGUUGCUUCUCGAGUUUAUUUAAGAUUAAGAGUUGAGUAAUUGUUCAAUUGGAAAACAAUUGAAUUUUAGCACUCAUUUACUAGUAAUUCAAUAAAAAUAGCAGAAAAUAUUGGCGAAUAAUACGUGCUAAGUAUAUUAUAGCUUGCUUCUGGAUUAUUAUAGGUUCUACUAGAUUCUUUUAGGUCUAUAACGUCUGCUAGUAGGUCUGACUGCGGGCAAAUCGGUUAUUUUAUCGAUUGGGUUAGGUUUUUAUAAAUUAUAAUUAAAAAAUGAAAUAUCGGAUGUUGUUGUUGGUUAGUUUUUGUUCUAGAGGCCUUCUGUCGUAGUUUUUGACCGAAUAAAAUAUAGGCCUCGCUUCGCCUGUGCACGCACAAUAAUAAUUAAGACAUAAAAAUAAAUUAAUAAGGAAGUAACUAUUAUAUUAUAUUAUAAUAUUAUAGUUUCGAUUAAUUUGUAUCGUUCCUAUGAUUUAAUAGGAAGGUAUAUUAAUAGUUAUUCAAAUGAUAGUUUUUUUUUCUUUCGAUUAUACAAAAAAAAAACCAUACCUACUUAUUUAUAUUAGCAAAAUAAAAUUUAAAAAAUUGUUUACUCGGGUUUAGCCGUAGCUGUAUCUAUGUAUUUAUUAAUAUAAUAAUUAUAUACCUAUAUACUAUUAUUAUAAUAUACCGAAAAUCGAAAAUUAAUUAUAUAAUUAGAAAUGAAAAUCCUUGAAUCGAAUCCUAAUAUUGUUUUUAAACACGUAUUUAAAUAAUAUAUUUUAUAGAUACAUAUACUUAUUAUAGUACCUACUUACCUGUACAAUGGUACUCGAUGUAAUACGUCAUAGCUUUGCGAUUUUUAACGAAUUGUUGAAAAAAAAAACCACCGUUAUGUACAGGCAACUAUUUAGUUAAUCGGUUAUGACUGAUGAAAUAUUAAAAAAAAUUAAAAUAAAAUAAAACGGUAUCAGUUACACAAUAAUUGUUUAGUGUAUAAUUACAAUUAUUUUUAUGUUAAUAAAUUUCGAAUGACGACGGAUAUUUCGGGUAUUGUUGUGGCAAUGUGGAUGAAAUAAUAAUUAAUACUAUUUAUAUUAUAUUCGGUGUAUUAUUUUUAUUAUGCCGUCAAUCAAUAGAUGCCGUCGACCAUAUUUUUGGAAUAUCGAACAAUGCAUAAUGAUUCGUUUUUCGAAUUAAUUACGAUAUCUUAAAAUACACGAUUAUUGUGUUCGAAAUCACGAAUGACGAGACGAAGAUUAAUUAUUUAAAUUCAGCAGUCAAAGUAGGAUAAACUUCGAAAGGGGUCUAUAUUUUUCGGAAAAUUGAGGGGCGUACUGGGGAACUAUAAUAAAACCUAACUAAACUUUCAGGAAACCCAUCACGAAGACAAAACUUCUAAAAUGUUUUUCUCACACAUACAUUUGUUCAUAAUAUUAUAUUACACUAAGAAGGUUUAAAAUAAAGUGACCCCCUCCCCCGCUCAAAUUUGUCCAGUGCACAUGUAUGUUCAGUGAAAAUAUAAUACAAAAGAGUUUGAUUACGUGUAAUCAAAUAGGUGUUAAAGAAUUCAUUUUUCGAGUUUUUAAAAUUGUAUCAAAAAUAUGUCUCAAUGACAACUAAAGCGUCGCUUCGGACUUCGAACACUUAAAUUAAAGAAGACUCAUAAUUGUAUCGUAAAUAAUAAGUGGAAUCAUCCCCCCUCACUUUAAACACUGUAUUAAAUUUGUAUUUUAUGGAUAACUAUAUGUACAUAUGUACCUCUAUAAAUAUAAUAAAUAUAUGCAUUAUGUGAAAAUUUCAGGUAUCUACGAUUAUUUUAAACCGAAUUAUAACAGAACAAAAUCGAAAAUAACGAAACCGUUAUUUCCAUCACGAAUCCUAUGUUUUUUUCCCGUAUUUUCACAGUUAUUCAGAAAACUACAAGGAACAUAAAAAUCACGUUCUUAUGCACCGUCUGGACAAAAUUUGCUCCUGUGGAUAAAAUGGUUAUUCUUAAAAUUUGCAGUGAAAUUUCCGAUGGAAGAAAAAAAACGAAAAUAAUUAAAAUUGUAUAGCCGUAAUAGUUUGUUCGUUUUGCCUAAAUGUAUUUUUUGAUUUAAAAAAAUUACUGGGGAAAUCAUAAAAUGUAAUCUAGUAUGGUACAUCGAAGAGGUACCAUACUAGAUUAAAAAUGCACCGUUCCGAAUCUAAAAAUAAAAAUAUUUUAUGAACAUUUCAGAUUUCUAUAAAUAUUUUUAAACGAAAUAAAACAAAAAAAUAAAAUCAAAAUAUUGAAACGCUAGCUGUAGUAAAUCCUUAUUUUUUCAAUUAUUAAAAAGAAAAACCUAAUACUACACACGCAAAAAAUAAUAAUUUUUAAUUAUUUAAUUUUCAAUUAUUAAAUAACCUAACCUAACGCGUUUUCAAAUAACUAUAAUUAUUAUAGGUAGGUACUUAUCAUAAUAACAUUGUAAAUAAAUGACGUUCGUCGCAUUAUAAUAUUAUCUAACUGGGCCUAAAAAAAAAAAACCAGCUUAAUUUUUUUUUCGUAUACCUAUACCUACUAUAAUACUGUUUCCGUUGAUAAAAUACAGUAUUAUUAAUUCGAUCGUCGAAUCAUUUAAAUAUUAUUAAAUCAUUUCAAAUCACGAUUCACAGACUAUUAUAAUCUAAUUUUAUAGUAUUAAAAACGCGAUGUGUUGGUGAUAAAAUAUUACUAUACAUUGUAUACAAUAUAAGUAUACACAAACCUAACCUAACCUAAUACAUGGCGUUUUAAAUAUUAUAAUAUUAGAUUAUCUACCGGACCCUAUAUUAUGAAACGAAAGGCUGAUAUGGGCAUGUCACUGUUUUAUGUUAGAUGGGAGGAUGUAUAGAGUAAUAUUUAUUAACAUCUGUUCGCAACGAAAAACGAUUCUGAACUGAGUAUUAUUAGUCGUAUAUGUCCCAUUGGUUAACCGGCAAGCAACACAAAUUAUAAGUGUAGGUACAGGAGCAAAUUUUAUAGUAGAAAAGUUGUUUACAAACAACAACAAAAAACGUCAUAGUAAAACCAAUACAUUCCUCGCGUCCACCGCAAAAUUAACUAGAAAUGUAUAUAAGAUCCGAGAUACGGUAUUUUUCGCUGCCGAAAAGUGAUAAACUUUUUCCGUAUCUAGUAAUUCGUACGACUUCGGAGUUCUGCCGUUCAAUGAUGGUUUUUAAACGCAUAUUGUUGUCAGUAAAAAGCUAUUUUUUUGUUAUACCCUAGUGUAUCAAUGAUGUAAUUUUGGUUGUGCGUUAUUCAUAGGCGUGCGCAGGACUUGGUGGUAGAUGUUGCUGAAAAUUAUUAAUUUAUAAGUGUUUAAGCUUUAAGAGCUUUAUAGAUCAUUUACGUUUUAUAAUAAUAGUACUUUUUCUUCAGUCUUGAAAAUAUUUUUGAUCGAUACAAAAAUGAAAUUUAUUUUAUACAAUAAGUCAAUACAUAUGUAAUAAUGAUAUAAAAAAAAUUUUAUAAUAGCAAUAAUCUAAUAAAAUAAAUGAGUCAUAACACUUAAGUCAAUUUCAAUAUUACAAUGCUAGACGUCUUUCCCCGGGAACUAAUACUUUAAAAUCUUCAAUGACAUCAUUGUAAUCAAUUUGAGUCAAUAGGUCUUUGCUCUAAAAAUAAUAACAGUAAGGAAUCAAGUUUAUCGUGUUUCAUUGUAUUCCAUAACUUUGACUUGACUAACGAACGUUUUAAAAAUGAUCUCUCACUAAAACUGCUAGUGACUGGAAUAAUUUAAAAUGUUUUUAAAAUAUCAAAAAAAUAAGUAAAUAUAUUUAGUCUAUCUAACUAAGGUAACCGUUUUAUCCAAUUUUCUGUAGAUUCAGAAGAAGUUUUUUCAGGAUUAUCUGGAAGUUCUUUUAGUAAUUUGAUUUCUGUUUUAAAAUAAUCAUAAUUAACUUUAAGUUUUUCAUGAAGCAAUUGUAUAUCAUUAUCUGUAGGAAUCAGUAUUAAUAACAAUUAACAAGUUACCACAAUUAUUAUUUACAUGAUAUUAGAUUAUCAUUAUCACAACAAAUAUUAAGUGGGUUUUUAUGGAGGUACCAGUUUCAUAGUUUGUUAUGUAUAAUUAUAUCUAUGUGGUCUGUGGAGGUACCAAGAGCGAAUCAUUUACACUUAACAACAUAAUUAUUUAUUAUCAACAAUACAACAUAUUAGUGUAAGAAUCAGCUUAUUGUAAAAUAUUUUGAAAUAAUAUAUUAACAAAUUUAAUUUUUAAUGUUUCUUAUUUUGUAAAUUUUAAUUACAGUUUUGCUAUUUGCUAUUUGCUAUUUGCUAUUUGCAGCCCGCAGAUUUUGCUGUAGCAUACCCUGCAACACCCGUGUGCACUCCUAUUAUAAUAAUAUAAUAUUAUAAUAUUAUUGUGUACGUAACCGACGACGUCCAAAAUCACCGAAAGACAAACUUAACGAUACCAGCGUCGUUCGUCGCACAUUUUAGUAUCACGAGAUGAUGUAAAAAGAUAAAAUACUACGCGACGUGGACGUGUCAGAAUAUAAUAUAUAUAUAUAAUAUUAUAUAGGCGUGCGUUAAUAAUAAUAAUAAAAAAAAUAACUACAUCCAUACCUACGUUACGUUCUUUUCUUUGUAUGCUAAGAUGUACAUAGCGCGCCGCCAAAACUAUAUAGAAAUCUAUAAACGUAUAGCUGGUAGAGCCGCACGGGCGUACAAAGAGAAAGAGAAUAAAAAUAUUAUAUUACGGCGAUUCUCGUUUUAUUUUAAUUAAUUUUUUUUAGGGGGUUUUUUUUCUAUUAGUUUUAGUUUUGACGUUUUUCUUUAUUUAUUAUUGUUUCCGUCUUAUCGCAGGUGGACAUCAGCAACGACGAGUUCCACUGCAAGUAUUUGGAAUAUUUCUGGCGGUUGUACGCGAACGACGACGGCGAUGACGAAACGGCAGCGGUAAUAAACGGUACCAGCCGUGGAGACGACAACGGCGUAUCAUCGGUAGGAGUACGGGGUCGUACGGUCAUCCAUGACGUCGACGUCGGAUCUCCGGUUCCGGUGCCCGAAGGUACGUUUUUUUUUUCGUUUGUAGAUUCUAAACAAAGCGAGAGCUUGGUUUAACUAUUUUUUCGGUCUGUAAACAACUUAUCCACCAGAAACGUAACAGGACAAUAACGAGAGACCCUUUUUUUUUUGUUGCAUUUUGGAUAUCUAGUAAAUCGUAUUAUCGUGGAGGUAAUUGUUUUGAUUUUUCAAGCGAAUUUCAGUUUUUCUCAAUCAGAGUGAUUGAGAAAAACUGAAAAAAAAAAUACGCAUAGGAAAAACGGACGAAUAUUUACGUGACCGUAACGAUUUCGUUAUUUUACAUUUUUACGAUUUUUAUUUUCUACUAGAAUCUUAUUCCACAUUUCAAGAGUUUCUGAAAGAAAAUGUUGUCUAUUUGGUGAACAAUAAAGUCAUUUUUUGAUUUUCUGUCAAGUUUUCAUAAUAAUUGAAAAAGCCGGGAAAGAAAGACGGUCAAAUUUACGUCGUUAACUAUUUCAUUAUUACGAAAGUAGUAAAAAUUACAGCAUUUCAAACCAUGUACAACCAAACUACGCUCAGAACAGUUUUUCGCUAGUCAUAGGUUGUCGUUGCAUGUAGAUAUAAAUUCAUGUAUUAGGAUACAUAUUACUUAUUUUACCUUCCCGUCUAAAGCAGCAGCAUAAUCAUUCCCAAUAUUAGCUAUUUUAGAUUCUGAGUGGAGCGAAGAAGCUUAUGGCUUUACAAAGAUGUUUAUUUUUUUAUUUUUUUUUUUUGUGGGCAACUAUUUUAUGUGAUCACUUUUUCUACCAGAAUGCAUACUUCGAUUAUCAAGUAUACCAGCUUUUCUGAAAGGAAAUGUUCUCUGGGUUCUCUCUUCUUUGGAGAGGUAAUUUUUUAAAAUUCUCAUUAAUAUUCGAGAUAAUGAGAAAAACCUCGGUCUUUAGAUUAAAAAGAUUAAAAAUAAGGUUUUCAUUGACAAUCGUUUUUAUUUAUUUUUUGUUAUUAUUCAGUUUUUAUUAUUUUAAUCUUUUUAAAUAAUCAUUGUUGUCAUUGAAACGCACAUUGUUGUAUACAUUUUACCAUAUAUCAUAUACCAUAUAUUGUAUUGUUGACAAAGUAACAUUAUCAAUUGAUCUUCGCUCAGAAUCGCUUUUUCGUUAGCAAUAGUUUAUUGUUCUUUACAGAUAUACAUUAAAUUUCAGGCUGUAUCCUACCUUCUCACUUACAACAGUGGCUGUACCCACGGUGCAAAGUAUGUUUCUCGUGUUUUCAUUUCACAUAGUGUGUUCCUCAAUAUUAUUUUUACCAGCAAUAAAUUAAAAAAAAUAAUUUAAAACAAAUUUAUCGCCUCUCCCUUCACAUAGCUGUCCUAGACUUCAGCUUGUUAAACCUGACGUUAAGUUCACGCCAUUAUUCUUCUUCAUCUCGUCUUUUUUUCCCAGGGUUUAUAACAAUAUAACAACAACAUACAAUUUCUUUGCGCGUCUGCAUUUUUCUCAGUUGUUCGGGUAUUUUUUUAAUUUUUUUUAACAAAGUUUGUGUACAAUUAUUACGCUAAUUCAAAAUGUUAUUUCAAGAAAUUUGUCACCAGUUUUAAAGGUGAACAUUUUCAUUUAUAUUUUUACGUUUUUUUUUUUCUUAAAGAAUUUUUUUUUCCUAUUCGUGCAUUAUAAAACUGUCGAUGUUUCGUAUUAUUUAUAUUUUAAUAAUAAUAAUGAUGUUACGGUCGGGGGAAAAAAACGAUUGUCAUAGUUUCGUCACCGCCACCACAGCUACAGUAAUUUAGUUGUACGCACUAUAAUGAUAAUGUCAUGAUUGGCUGGUAUAUUGCAACACGUUACUCAUACGCGAGAUUACCCGGAUGUACCUAUAUACCUAUAUUCUAUAUAUAUAAUACCUAUAGUUCUGUACGAUGAUGUGCGAAUACUGGCCGUACGUAAUUAUUUUGGAUUUAUGGUAUUUCCCGGGGUUGGACCGACGGCAACAUAUAUCCCGGGCUCAUCUGUCGGAUUCAUACAAAAUAAUAUUCUCGACUAGUGAUGAGCACUAUCUAUUUACUCGGUUGUUUCUAAAAACUACCAACUAUCGAAAUUAUCGGACUAUCGAAUAGUUCAUUCUAUUGAUAAAAAUAUCUCGUCGAAAAAAUACUCGAUUGUUUUUCAAAACUAUUCGGUGCUACUACUGAAUGAAAACUAUCGACUAGUUCAUUCUAUAGUUUUCAUAAUAAUCGAUGAAUAACAAUAUCUAUUCAAUCGAUGUAUCAUCCGGUUGUUUUUUUAAACUAUCGGUUGACAAUCGAUAGUCCAAACUAUUUAGUUUUGUCCAUCACUAUUCUUGUUGUGUACGAAUAGGUGCUUUAAAUGCGUACGUUCCUAUUAUAGUUAUUCCUAGUUAUGAGUUAUUCUCGUUAUUGUUUUUGGCGUAUUAUCGCUCAGUAGUAAACUGUAAAAAAAUAAAACUAUAUAUAUGUAUAUUAUUAUACAGAGUAAUGGAUAUAACGCAAGACACUAAAAUUAUCUUAGAAAGUAAACACAAUAUGUCGGUAAUAUUUUUUUUUUUUGAGGAACAAUAUUAAAAAACGCGAGCAACUCUAUAAAAUGUUGCAUUGCCGUUAUUUUAUCGUCACCUAUAUGUCCGGAAGUAAAACCAUCAUUGUAACCGCGUUUUGACACGGCAACAUGUCCGUAUUAAAAACUCGAUAAAUAGAUGACAUUUUAAGGUUGAAAUUGUUCACUCCCGUCAACCUGUUAACAAGAUAUUUAAUGUCUAAGUUUGUUAUUUUAAGGGCGGGCUAAGAGUAGUGGAAUGUCACGCAGUAGAAUAUCUCGAAACGAUUUGACGGAAAAUGUAGUGAUGGUUUCACUCAUCAAAGGUGAUGAAAAAUAA